Molecule: messenger RNA, 681 nt
Organism: Entamoeba histolytica HM-1:IMSS
Lineage: Eukaryota; Evosea; Mastigamoebida; Endamoebidae
Exons: 2
Coding region: 1-681 (226 amino acids)
Source: RefSeq, a predicted model, not a curated record
AUGAAAGUAUGUUAUUUACCAAAAUUUUUAUUGAUUCCAUCAGCUAUCCUUAUAAUUAUGGGAAGUUUGAUAUAUGGAAUGAUUUUAGGAGCUGUUACAGGAUUUUAUCAAAUGGCACUUGCAGGAGUGUUUGUUGUUGUAGGAAUUAUUGGAAUUAUUAGUGGAUUAAUUAGAGACCGAAUUACAUCAUUUUGUUUUAUGAUAGGAUUGUGUGUAGUUUGGGUUGGUGGUGUUGCUAUGAAUAUCAUGGGAAUUGUAAAACCAACAACGUUGUCUACAUUUGAUAAUGAAAUAGUCAUUGGAGAUAUGAAAAUAAAACCAACAUACGAAUGGUUUUUGGGGGGAUUAGUAUUUAUUCUUGUGGUAUGUACACCGUGUUUAUGUAUUUCAAUUUGUAAUUGUGCCACUAUAGGCAACUUAAUACAAUACAAGAAAGACAAACAGAAAAGAAAAGAGAAGAAAAAACAAAAUAAGAUGAAAAUGAAACCAAUAGUCCAAGCUGUUCCUAUUCGAUCAUCCACUUUAGAAAAUGAGCUAGGAAAUACAAGUAAAAGAAAUACCAAUACGACAACAAAACAAGAAGAAGAGAAAAAAGAUAACUUUUCAGAAAAAAGUCAAUCUAAAUCAUCAGCAGAUAGUUCUAUUGAAGAGUUUGAUGGGAAACUUGAAGCAAUUAAUUGA